Molecule: messenger RNA, 2032 nt
Organism: Exophiala viscosa
Lineage: Eukaryota; Fungi; Ascomycota; Eurotiomycetes; Chaetothyriales; Herpotrichiellaceae
Product: 2,4-dichlorophenol 6-monooxygenase
Exons: 4
Coding region: 158-1882 (574 amino acids)
Molecular function (GO): FAD binding; oxidoreductase activity
Source: RefSeq, a predicted model, not a curated record
CAGCUGUCCGAGGGUAUGUGAGUCCAACGAGGCUUUCAUGACGGUGUAGCGUUAUUGAAAGCAACAUUUUUUCUCGAGGCAGACAUUUGCCCUCUGUGCAUUUACAGUAUGAGUUGACCCCAAUUCUUCAGCUUCAUUGCGCGCCAUCACCGGAAACAUGACCUUAGAGUCCUCGGUAGACGUUCUGGUCAUUGGUGCCGGGCCCGUUGGACUCCUGAUUGCAUAUCAGGUUUUGAGGGCCGGAUGUUCAGUGUACGUUAUUGACAAGGACGACAAAUAUGCAGGAGCCCAGUAUGGACGUGCCAAUGCCAUUUACGCGCGCUCCGCUGAACUGCUCGAUCAAUUGGGCCUUGCGGAUGAUAUUGUACAGCAAUCCCACUUUGUGCGCGAAGCUUAUACUUACGACGACAAAGGCGAGCGUGUGAUACCGGGGAGGGUUUGGAAUUUUGUGGAGAAUGUCGCGGAUACAAAAUUUGACUUUGGUCUUAUGCUGCGACAGCGGUAUAUAGAAGAGUGUUUACGGGAUAGCUUUGCUGCGUUGGGGGGGAAGAUACAUGAUUUGACGGAAUGUGUUCGACUUGAGUAUACCAACGACCCAGCAGAUGGUGUGACGGCCACUGUGAAAGACAUACGUACGGCGGCAGAAUACACCGUCAAGAGCAAGUAUCUGGUCGGCGCCGAUGGAGGUCAGAGCUUCGUUCGCAGGUAUCUCAACAUUCCGUUCGAAGGGGAAAGGACCGAAGAUCAGUGGAUUCGAAUCGAUGGCAAAGUUAAGUGUAACAUUCCCACGCCGAGGGCUUAUGCUUCUAUCGAGAGCCUUAGACAUGGAAACGUUCUGUGGGCGCCGUUGGACCGAGGGGUCACUCGCGUAGGUUACGUUUAUACGAGUGAGCUACGGUCUCGAUAUGGAGGUAAAGUCACCGAGGAGAUUGCCAUACGAGAGGCAAUCGAGGCUGUCAAGCCGUUUGAGCUUGAGUUUGAGAGAGUCGACUGGUGGACGUUAUAUAUCAUUGGACAGAGGGUUGCUGCUACGUAUCAGCCGCACUCUCGUAUAGUACUUGUUGGCGACGCCUGCCAUACGCACUCGUCCGGCGCUGCUCAGGGACUCAACACGGGGAUACACGAUGCCUGUAACCUGGGUUGGAAGCUCGUUUUAGUUCUCAGGGGUCUUGCCAAAGACGAUCUUCUUGCGACAUAUGGGACAGAACGUCGAGCCGCCGCACAACGCUUGAUUGGAUUCGACCGGAAGAUUUCGACGUUGAUGGCCAACAAAUGGCCCGAGGGUAUGAAACGUCCCGCUGAUAAAGACAUCAAUCAGGUUUUGGCGGACCUCUUCGAUGAUGCGAAGGGUUAUAACACUGGACUGGGGAUUUCGUACGAAGAAAAUCUCAUUAAUGUGCAAGGCCCCAAUGCCAACGCCUGUUCUGGCGUUGCACCAGGUGCACGUGUGCCUGAUUUGGAUCUGCUGAAGCCGGGUACCCUGGAGGUUAUCAGGCUGCAUGCGGCCGCACCCAACCGAGCUGUUGUAUACAUAUUGGCAUUCGUGGGAGACCCACGAAUCACACUGCCUUCGAUAGCAAAAUACUCGGCAGCAGUCGACACCUCGACACGGAAGUUCGCCCGAGGGGUAGUGCAGACGGUCACUGUGGUGGCUUUGGCGAACAACCGAAUCGGUGUCGAAGAGGCAUUGGGAUGCCUUCCAGGUGGAAAAGUGUACUAUGAUAAGCGUUCAGAAGCGCAUCGUCGCUUCGGCGUGGACUUAAGGUAUGGCGCACUUUUGGUGCUGCGGCCCGACGGACAUGUCGGAUUCACGACAAAGAUGGGUGCUGACGGUGUGGAUGAUGUUGAAGCCUAUCUGAAAGGAUUCUUGGUCGAUCAAUAAACACACAAUAUGGCAAGAAGUUCGUAGGAUACCUGGUGGUCAAUGUGUCAAAUAGGGGAGUGACUGGCGAGGGUGGCAUCCAACGAUUGGGCUUCGGAAGUGGCGGAAAGCUUCGUCUCUUUUCCUCGUUCCCCUUUCUCCUUCUGGAAU